UAGGACAAGUAGAAGAUGGCUAAUUUGAAAUGUAAAAUACAUUUCCCGAGGGACCUGCUCAUGAGAACAAAACAUAUUCUUCUGCGUGUAUUCCUAGCAGGUCAUGUGUUUUUUUUUAUCACCGUCAAUUAAUAAUUCAGAUGCUAUUUCAUUUAGGUUCGGUCACCCAAAAAACAGGAAAGGAGAAAAUUUAUAUAUUUCUGCACGUUGAACUUUUACCUAACGAUGAGAUCAUAAAGGUAGAGAUCAUAAAGGUAGAGUAGGCAUAAGUGCCCAUUGUAUUUUGCAGCUCUUUUAAUGAUUGCGAAUUCAAAGAAAAUACAAUAACGAUAGCAUUACCUUCGUUUAGUAAUAAUCAUACAUUAAAUUUGUUUUGUAAUAUGUCUAACCAUCUCAAUCUUCGCAAAAAGCAUCUUUAUCUCCGCUUUGGCGUGGAUGAGAAAAUCAUUAGAUUCGCUCAUGCCCCGUACCGGCCGCCCCUCCCCGCACCCUGGAUGCUGUGCGCGGAGAAACAAUCCCUUAUAUUCACAUCUUGUUUAUCAUUCCACUAUUUUUAAUCGAAGCUAAUCCUUAUUUUACACUUAAUUUGCAAAGUAGAAAUCCACUACCACAUGACGCUAAAAAAUGUUCUCAGUGAAAAGAUUCCGAUGGAGACUAAAGACGAAAGUGUUUCAAUAUUUGCGAUGUGGAGCGAAAACAAUAACUUUUUUGUUUUGGGCUGCUCUCUAUAUGGUUGUUGUGAAAAUAACGCUGUUCAAGAGCGACUCCAGCACACCGGUCGUGAGGGACUGGGCGAUGGUACCUGACAACUACACUAAGUGGCUGUUGCAGGGUCCAGUCUUAGGUGACGACACGCCUGAUGUGCCAAUAAACUUUGUGAAUGAUUACGAACCAGAUAAUGAGACUACGUUGGAGCUCCGUGAGAGAGCAGCAAAGGUACAAGCAACCUGUCGGAAAUGGAAUAUACCGACACAGUCAAUUAAUAGCAAGGAGUUCUUUGUGGACCACGCUCACAAACUUGUGUGGUGCAACAUUUUCAAAGCCGCCAGCUCCUCUUGGCUAUAUAAUUUUAAUGUGUUAGGUGGUUACGAUAAAAAGUUUUUGUCGCGAACAAGACAAGCGCCAUUGAUGCUGGCACGCAAAAAGUUUCCUCGGCCGGACGAGGUAGAACUUAGGGCUGCUGUCAACACGCCCGGUGUGACUUCCUUACUAGUUGUACGGGAACCUUUCGUACGGCUUCUGUCCGCUUACCGCGACAAGUUGGAAAGCGUCACACCUUAUUACAGAAAAAUGGCAAAAGCCAUAGUAGCAGAAAACAGAGAAGAGGCCACAAAAAUAUUUGGUCCGAUCAAAAGCUUUGGUCCAACAUUCUACGAGUUUGUCGCCUAUUUGACCAAGAAAUACAAGCGUAACGAAAAGUUAAAUUAUGACGAACAUUGGGCACCGUAUUAUCAAUUUUGUUCACCGUGUGCAGUGAAUUUCAGUUUGAUAGCCAAGGUGGAAACGCUGCCAAGAGAUUCGACUUACGUGAUUAAACAAUUGGAACUUGACCACAUGUUAGACGGCAAAAUCAGUAACCGGCGAAUGCGAAUACGAACGGUAAUGAACAAAUCCAGGGACGGCAAGAACACGACCUCCUUAUUAAAACAUUACUUUAGCCAGCUUAAUGAACAAAUGUUGAGUGACUUGUUACAGAUAUAUGGUAUAGAUUUUGAAAUGUUUGGAUAUGAUUAUACAGUUUAUAGUCGUUAUUUAAGAAAUUAAAGAGUUU
Messenger RNA from Amyelois transitella, 1771 nucleotides. RefSeq names its product carbohydrate sulfotransferase 11. Gene Ontology annotation, cellular component: membrane. NCBI's taxonomy places the organism in Eukaryota, Metazoa, Arthropoda, Insecta, Lepidoptera, Pyralidae. Gene Ontology annotation, biological process: carbohydrate biosynthetic process. Gene Ontology annotation, molecular function: sulfotransferase activity. The record is from RefSeq and is a predicted model, not a curated record. The transcript has 3 exons. Bases 625 to 1764 code for a protein of 379 amino acids.